AUGACAAGGUGUCACGCCGGCUACUUUCGAGCCAGAGCCCGACAACAGAUCGCUGAGUACCCGACAGCCACAAUGCAGAUUGGCACUGUCACCAGUAUCGAACGGUUUAACAGCACAGCCUUUCUUGUGACAGAAUCAAGUGGUAUUCAGUAUCUCAGUCGGAAGGUCAUCCUUGGCACUGGUCUGCAAGACAUUCUACCUUCAACUCCUGGUAUCACAGAGAACUGGGCUCGUGGUAUUUAUUGGUGUCCGUGGUGUGAUGGUUACGAGCAUCGUGAUCAGCCACUGGGUCUUAUCGGUCCCAAUGAGAAGAUCCCAGAACUUGUUAACGAGGUGAGAACCUUGAAUACCGAUGUUGUCGCCUUCGUCAAUGGCACGAUGACUGCAGAUCAAGUCGGCGCCUUGGACUUCUCCUUACCAGGAUGUGAGAACUUGUUGAUGACAUAUGGAGUAACUGUUGAUAAUGGGACAAUAGACAGGAUUGAAAGAAUACGGGACGGAUCUGUCUACACCUCACAGGUUGACAAAGCGGAGUACGAUAAAUUCCUAGUGAACUUCGACAACGGAACCACGAUUGAACGUACAGCUUUUCUGACGUCGUUCCCUACUACGCAAAGAUCCACACUUGGCCAAUCUCUUGGUGUUAUCCUGGUGGAAGGCGGGCUGCUUGCCAAUAUGACUGGUGGUAUGAGAACAAACGUCGAUGGUGUGUAUACAGUAGGUGAUGCGAACUCCUACGGCAGUACAGAGAUUCCUCACGCAAGGUGGAGUGGUAAACGAAGUGCCGUCGACAUCCAGUUGCAAUUGGCAAAAGAAGAUGCAGUGUCGGCAAAAGCUCUCGCAGGGAUAGAGAGACGUGAUCUCGAAGACGAAGAGACUGCCUUGUUAGAUUCAUGUAGUUAG
Molecule: messenger RNA, 903 nt
Organism: Exophiala viscosa
Lineage: Eukaryota; Fungi; Ascomycota; Eurotiomycetes; Chaetothyriales; Herpotrichiellaceae
Exons: 2
Coding region: 1-903 (300 amino acids)
Biological process (GO): cell redox homeostasis
Molecular function (GO): thioredoxin-disulfide reductase (NADPH) activity
Source: RefSeq, a predicted model, not a curated record